CCCUUUGGAGACUCUCUUCUGUGAGGUUACGAGGUCUCUUGGAAGGGGGUACCGUUUCGGAGUAUCCUCUCGCCGCAGUUAUUUUCUUUCGGUAGAUUUUGUUUGCGACUGUCUAGUGUUGUUCACUUGAGAAGAUUGUUCGAAUGAUUGUGUGUAUGGAAGAGGUUGUUUGGGGGUUUUGUGUCGAGGGAUUUGAAGGGUUUAGUGUGGGUCGACAUUCCAUUUUUGGAUGAGGGUAAUAGUGUGGUUUAAACUUUGCUGUGGAUAUUUUUGGGUGUUGUCAGUGUGGGUGGUUUGGAACCCUUAGGGUGCAGUUUUAGGGUGGGGUUUUGGAGGGUUUAGAAGGUGAUAAGGCCCUUAGAGUGCGCACAAUUUGGUUGAACGAACGUGAUGUCAUUUGGGUUUGUGUGAGAUUUCUUGUUUUCUUUUGGUUUCAUUCCCCGUAGAGAUGGGUCUCUGUUGGGGAUCUGAGGGAGCGUAUAGGGUUUGUUGUGAGUUCGUAGCUGCUUCACAUGCUCAAUUCUCUAUUUAGGUUUAUUUUGAAGAUUGGGUGGUGAUUGUAGGGGGUGAGCAGUUAGAAGAAGAGAAGCAUUUUAAUACCUAUAUGUGGGUGAUGGUUUGUGCUGCCUCGGGAAUGACACACUGACACCACGGUGGCAAGUUGAGGUUUUGGUGAAGCUCUUGAAAUCAUGGAGACUCUUCGCAAUGUGAGCAGCACGGAGAAGAGUAAGGAGAGCUCUGAGGCUGUGAGAGGUGCUAGUGAAACCUCUUCCAUUCCUGAACGGAAUAGUGGUGGUGGACCUGAUGUUGAGGAAAGUGGAGGGAGGAUCAAUUCUUACGCGGGGCCUAGUCCUCCUAGAGCACCCGUCACUGAUGACACGGAAGAUGAAGUAGAGGAAGUUGAUGAAACCGAAGAUGAUGACAACGACGAUAGUGCUGUUGAGAAUACCUCUAGCCUUGUGGAUUCUGCGGCCAGCCGGCCUUUGGGUUCUUAUGCAGAUGCUCUGACGUCGAUGCCUGUCGCCAAGGUAACUACCGAGGAUGAAGAGCAAGACGAUGACGACGACGAUGCCGAUAAAGCUGAUGAAGAGGAAGUCGACGAUGAAGAAUAUGAAGAAGCAGAUGACCAAGCUUCGGUUGAGGAUUUGUACGGGAACUCCUCCGCAUUGAGUAGAGGCAGUGAAGGUAGCUUGCCACGGAGUAUACCACGAAUCAUCGCGCGGGAGUCUGGUGAUGAUAUUUCUGAAGAACCUUCAGAGGACGAAUAUAACGAUAUUUCAGAGGAGGAAUAUAAUGAAGAAGCUGUGGAGGAAGCUGUAGAGCCUGAAGAGAAAGAGCAGGUUACCAUGGAGGUAGAAGAGAAAGAACAAUUCGAGUCUCCAGUUGCUGCGGAGGAGUCCACCGUGAAAGAGUUGAAUGCCACACCUGCAGUAGUGCCCCCUGCAGAUGCUGAUGUUGGCGAUGUCUCGAGGACAGAUAACUCGAAUGCAGAGGAGAGUCCUAUGAAUGCAGAUGCUGAUGUUGGUGAUGUUUUGAAGAAAGAGAACUCGAAUGCAGAGGAGAGCCCUAUGAAUUCAGAUGCGUGUCGUGAAGAAGACAUUGUUGCGGAGAAAGUCGAGAAAGAGUUGUCUCAAGCAGUAAUGACUGAGGAUUCGCAGGAAGUAGGAUCUGCACAGUCGCAGGAGGAAGUUACCGAACUGAUGCAGGCAGUGUCAUCUCUUGCCGCUGAAUCCGAAUCUACUGACCAGGGAGUGAAGCAAGAAGUCGCCCCUGAGGUUGUUCCUCUUGCAACUUCAGAAAUAAAGCAGGGUGAGUUGGAGGAGAUUGAGCAAGCAACCACCCUACCGAAGACCGACGUGGAGACCAGAGGAUGCUCAUUGGAUUUAGCCGAGGAGUUGCAGAAGCUAUCUGUGUCACGUUCACUGAGCAACGAUGUUUUGAAAUCCGAUGAAGCAGAGCGUGCAGCGAUCAUUGAGAAUGCACCAGCUGAAAGUACCAUUGACGAAUCUGUUGUUAAUGUUGAAACUGUAACUGAGUCGGGGUACAUUGUUAAGAGGGCCGCUUCAAACGAUCUCAUGGCUGAGUUGGAAAAGCUGGCUGCUGCUCGAUUGGAGAAGGAAGCAAGUAACAAUACUGUAAAUCCUGUCAGAGAAGUAAGUGAGGAUGAUGUCAAGGAUGUCUCGGGAGAGACCACCGUUGUAACUACUAGCAUAUCGGAGGGAGCUAAUGAGUCGUUGUCUAAGAAGGAAGACGAACCCGCUUUGAUAGGAUCCAAUGUGCCCGAGGAACUUGAAGGGAAUUCUCUUGAAGUUCAGUCGGCGAUUACUACAGACCUAGAGAAAGUUAGCUCUACUCCCACACCUAGUAACGCCGAAAAAGAAUCUCCUGAAGCGACUGAGGUACGAAUUGUGGAAGAAGGCAAGUUGGAAAAAGCAGAUCCUUCAGUUGUGAAUGAAGAAUUGUCGAAGGAAAUCCUGGAAGACCCAGAAGUGGUACCUAGUCCAGCGAAGAUGUAUACUGCCUUAAAAGCCGUCGACGGUGAUAUGCCAGUUUUGAAGUCAGAGAAUGGAAAUGUAGCUGGGGAUGAAAAUGUAGAAUCAGAAUCACGGGUUCUUCCAGCGGUUGAUUUCGCAGGCAAGGAUGGUGACACGGACGCUAAUACAGCGGACGAGGAUAAUGAGAAUGAUGAAGAUGAUGUAGAUGAAGAUGAAGACGAAGACGAUGCAGAUAUGGAUACAGCAAAGGCGCUAGCAGAGUUGGCUAUGACAGCUGGAAAAUCUGGCGAUGUUUCGGAGAGCGGCACCAAGCCAUCCAUGGGUGCAGCGGGACCCUCUUUGCCUUCUUUACCUCAACGGCCAGCUGUUAGAAAACCAAUUGCUGCAACAGCAUCGGACUCGCCUGGCAGGAACACUCAGCGUCCUAACGGUGCCCUAUCAACUCAAAUUACAAGCACCACUGAUGAGAGCGCUAGUAGCGACGCAGCAGAAGGCGAUGAAACUAGAGAGAAACUUCAGAACAUCCGAGUGAAGUUCUUGAGGCUUGCUCACCGAUUGGGACAAUCCCCGCAAAAUGUGGUUGUAGCCCAGGUGCUGUACCGUUUAGGCUUGGCCGAGUCAUUGAGAGGCGGCAGCGCUCCCAACCGCUCGGGAGCAUUCAGUUUCGACCGCGCUAAUGCCCUAGCCGAAGAGCAGGAAGCAGCCAACCAGGAAGAGGAGCUUGAUUUUGCAUGCACAAUUUUGGUUCUAGGAAAGACUGGGGUUGGAAAGAGUUCGACUAUCAAUUCAAUAUUUGACGAGCGCAAGUCUGUGACAAGUGCCUUUAAACCAUCCACCAACAAAGUACAGGAGGUCAUCGGCACGGUACACGGCAUUAAGGUAAGGGUGAUAGACACACCCGGACUGCUCCCUUCUGUGGCAGAUCAACAGCACAACGAGCGUAUCAUGGGGCAAGUCAAGAAGUACAUCAAGAAGGCGUCUCCAGACAUAGUUUUGUACUUUGAUCGUUUGGAUAUGCAGAGCCGUGACUUCGGAGAUCUGCCUUUGCUGCGGACCAUCACUGACCUAUUUGGAGCCGCGGUUUGGUUUAAUGCCAUUGUGGUGUUGACCCACGCCUCAUCCGCCCCUCCAGAUGGGCCCAAUGGAGUUCCUCUGAGUUACGAGAUGUUUGUAGCACAGAGGUCUCACGUAGUGCAGCAGACAAUUCGACAAGCAGCUGGAGACAUGAGACUGAUGAACCCCGUGUCUCUAGUAGAAAAUCAUCCUGCUUGCAGAACCAACCGCACUGGUCAGAGGGUUCUGCCUAAUGGACAGAUUUGGAAGCCACAAUUGCUGUUGCUGUGCUUCGCCUCGAAGAUAUUGGCAGAAGCAAACUCAUUGUUAAAGCUCCAGGAGACAACAGCUCCGGGUAGACCGUUUGGGCAGCGGUCCCGGGUGCCACCUCUGCCAUUUUUGCUUUCCUCUUUGCUUCAAUCUCGAGCACAGUUGAAGUUGCCAGACGAACAAGCUGGAGAAUCAGACGAGUCCGAUGACGAUGAGGAAGAAGAGGACUCGGAUGCUGAUGAUUAUGAUGAACUCCCUCCUUUCAGGCCACUCUCCAAGGAAGAGUUGGAGGAUCUUACCAAAGAGCAAAGGGAAGAUUACAUGGAGGAGUUGGCUGACCGAGAAAGGAUGUUCCAAAAGAAGCAGUAUAGGGAGGAAAUUCGCAGAAGGAAGGAAGCCAAAAAACGUCAGGCACAGAUGUCUAAGGAAGAGCUGGCUGAGGCUGAGGAAGCAGAAGAUGAGGCAGGGAAUGCCGCUGCAGUGCCUGUUCCGAUGCCAGACAUGGCGUUGCCUCCUUCAUUUGACUCUGACAAUCCCACACAUAGGUAUCGUUACCUGGAGACUGCGAACCAGUGGCUAGUACGUCCGGUAUUGGAGACCCAUGGGUGGGACCACGAUGCUGGGUACGACGGUUUCAACGUGGAGAAAAUGUUCGUGGUGAAGGAGAAGAUUCCUGCUUCCGUGUCGGGCCAGGUGACGAAAGACAAGAAAGAAGCCCAGGUGAACUUCGAAGCAGCGGCUUCGUUGAGGCACGGAGAGGGGAAGGUGACUCUGACUGGGUUCGACGUUCAGACGAUCGGAAAGGACUUGGCGUACACGGUGCGGGCAGAGACGCGGUUCAACAAUUUCAAGAGGAACAAGACGACGGCGGGGGUGACUGCGACGUACCUGAACGACACGAUCGCGGCGGGAGUGAAGCUGGAGGACAGGGUAUUGAUAGGGAAGAGGGUGAAGUUGGUGGUGAACGGAGGGGUGCUGACAGGAAAGGGCGACAAAGCAUACGGUGGAAGCCUGGAGGCGACGUUGAGAGGGAAGGAGUAUCCUUUGAGUCGGACGCUGUCGACGCUGGGGUUGUCAGUGAUGGACUGGCACGGCGACCUGGCGAUCGGGGGGAACCUGCAGUCGCAGUUCAUGGUGGGGAAGACGAUGAUGGUGGGAAGGGCGAACUUGAACAAUAGGGGGUCGGGUCAAGUGAGCAUACGGGCGAGCAGCUCGGAGCAGCUGCAGAUGGUGUUGAUUGGGAUUGUUCCGAUAUUGAGGUCUCUAAUCAACUGCCGUUUCGGCUUCGGUGGUCAGUCCCAACAAUAAAUUUCGUAGAUAGCUACAGGAUAGUUUUGGCCCCCAGUUGGCCUCCUCCUUACAGCUAGCUCUGUACAUGUGUGCUUUGGAUGCUCAGCAAAAUCUUGUAGAAGAUUCAUGUUUUGGUGCGGAGUAGAAUUGCUUGAUGUACAGGCGCUAUGAUGACGACAGUUAUGCCAAGUCAGUUGCUUGUAUCGGCCAAGAAUUCCGUUCUCUUGUCCGUCAAUUGGAGAGUUUUAGUGCGAGUUUUGUUAGGGCUGUAGUUGCAGUUUGGAGACCUUAUGAUUUUGCCCCUCGGUCGCCAACUUUUAGUGUGGAUUUUAGUUAUCUGCACGUAUGUGCUCUGUAUUGUAGUAGACUGGAGUUGAGUAGGGCAUGGGGUCGCAGAAAAGGAGGGAAUUAUCUGUGGGUAUGAGAUCUUGUAGCGAGUCUGGGCUGUUACUGAUAUCUUAUCACUGACACAGACCGUCAGCUGAAUAGGCAUUUCUGUUUGGACUGAAGAUGAGCUUCGUAAUGUUGUAGUCAAUGCAACCUAUUUGAAGAUGUCCUGCAUUUCGAGGUUACUCCUCUCAUUGCACACAUCAUUGAGUUUAUUUCCUUGAAUUUCUUUGAGCUG
Physcomitrium patens is the source of this 5733-nucleotide messenger RNA. Lineage: Eukaryota; Viridiplantae; Streptophyta; Bryopsida; Funariales; Funariaceae. The record is from RefSeq and is a predicted model, not a curated record.